GCGGCUGCGGUCUGUCCUCUCUGUUUCCUCACCGCUUUAUAUCGUCUUUCCACCAGCUCACCGAAAGGCUACCUCGUUUGCUUCGACUCAAAAUGAGCAGCCUUCCCACCCAAGUCAUCUUAACGAUCUGAAACGCAGCAAACGAACACACACCGGCUCUGGCAGAGACGCAUGAGAGAGACCAAGAUCAUGGUUCAGCUGUCACCAUCUCGGACUAUAGAGACAUUAACUCCGUCGGAGUUGACUAUGGAGAAGGAAGAUGACCAGGGCAGCCUUAAAUCCGAGUCCCCUCGAGUGCUUACCGCCCUCCAGCUCGCUUUUAACCCCACCACCACGACCACCUAUUACGGCUACGAGAAAUACAUUGAGGACGGCCUCAUCUGCCUCAAGCACAAGAUCCGCAACAUUGAGAAAAAGAAGCUGAAACUGGAAAGCUACAGUGAGAGGCUGAAGAAGGGGGACAAACUAAAUCCAGACCAACAGGAAGCUGUGGGGAAGUACGAUGAGGUGAUCCACAAUCUUAAAUUUGCCAAAGAGCUCCAGAAGACCAUUGGUGCCCUCACACAAGAUUUAUUGAAGGCUCAGCGGAAAACUGCUCGACAAGAGAAGUUGAUGAGGAUUGAAGAAGAGAGGAAACGUCUUAGCUUGAUGCUCCAGGUGCAAUACAUCCUCCACAGUCUGCAGAGAGAGGACGUCCGGAGGAACUUCUGCAACGCAAGACAACAUUCCUGUUACCUGUCCACACAGGACAUUGAGUGCUUGCUGGAUCUGGCCUCAUUAUUGGGAUGCAAAAGAAACCAUAGGAUGAGUUUAGAGGAUCAGAUGGAACAGGCUGCUAUUGUUUACGGGGAGCUUCUGGAAGGAAAAGAAAGACCAGUUGCUGGCUCGACAUAUAAGCACAUGAAGGAAAAGCUACUUCGGCUAGUGGACUGUGGCUUUUUUGAUCACAUACCACUUCCUAAAGUUGACAGUCAAGAGAAGACUGAGACCCUAAAGGCGGACCCUCCAUCUAGGCCUUGUGGCCUCUCCACACUGGUGAAGCUGAGCUCAAAAGGAGUGCCUUCCAAAGAGUUUCUUAACAGACAAUACCUACCUGAAACGGACGUCACUGAGCGCAGACAGGAUGAGAACACGUCGCCCCAUAGUUGGAAGGAGGAGUUUUUAGCCAUGAAGGAAAGGGAGCCACCAGACUCAUGGGAAAUGGAGUUUUCUGAGGCUCCUGCGUCCUCUCAGUCCCCCACACAGAAGCCAUGGAAAGGGGCAGCAGGAUUGAUUCCUAAGACUGCAGACAUUGCGAAGAGGCCUACGGUUGACCCAAAGGAGAAAUGUCAAAGAAAGAGCAAGGAGGAGCAGGACUCUAAACCGAUGCCUGUCGCAGUGGAAGUCUUUGGCUCUCCAUCUCCAUUACCAAAAGACCCUGUUCAGCGCAAACAGCAGUUGGAGUCUCUGAUGGACCAGAUCUCAGGAUCCUUCAGCUUCAUGCAGGAGUCUCUUCUGGAUGGAGAAAUGUCACCCGUAAACAGUCAAACAAAGAGAUGCCGUCCAUCUCCAGGCUCCUCUACUCCUCUUGGUGCAGCACAGAGGAAAUUAACGAAAAGCCCAUCAGAUAUUCUGCCUCAAUCCCAGCAGAGCACUCCAUUACGGAUUCUGCUGUCUGGAGAGGCUAAAGGCUGUCUGUCGAAUGGAGACCGUUCUAUAAAUGGCUCUGACCUUGAUCUACACCACGAAGAGAAGCCACAUAAACAAGGUGAGGGCUUCACCUCUCCUCCACUGUACUGCAGGGGAUCCUCCAUCUCAGUCCCAUUAGAAAACCAGAGCACUGUACAGGCAGGAAAGCAAAUGUUAUGCAAUGGAGUAUCAACUGUGUCUGCACAGACAUUUUCCACCCCACCUAGUCACAGAUCCAUCAGUGCAGAAAACGCCUUCCACAACAUUCACUCUGUGUUUAAUGUGGCAUCUUUGCCCAUCAGUGAGAGCUCAGGGUUGAAGUCAGAUGAGAGUGGUUUCUCGGAGUCCAUGCAUCUGAGUUACACAUCAGCCAAAACCCCGAAUUACUCCACCGCCAGCACCCAGACACCUCCUGAGCUCAACCUACCUGAAGAUGACCUACAGAUUGAAGGCCAGUACCAGCUGGAGUGUCCAGUCAGUGGAGGUGGUCACGUGUUUUCUGGCCCUCAGCCACAGUCUCGUCUGGGUCAGUCGUGCUACCCCCGUGGUACAGCGAGAGGUAUGACGCGUGCAGGCAGGGGUUUGGGUCACUCAUACAGAUCACCUGGUGGCUACAGAGGUGGUUAUGAGGCAUACAGAGUGAAUAUGCAUUCUCCAGGAGGAGGCUUCAUAUCCCAGACCCACACCACACACAGAGACCCUGGAUCUGCCCUUUAUGUGUCCAGAGAAAACGGGUAUCUCCAGAGCUUCAAACGAGGUGGAGGCACAGCAACUCAAAGGAGCAAUGCCGGUUGGAGUGACUCCUCUCAGGUGAGCAGCCCGGACCGGGAGGGUGCGUAUCCCCUCGACUCAGGAAUCAGUGACACACUCUCCAUCCCGCCAAUGGAAGUGCCCAUCACGCCCCAGGGCCCGCACACUCUGAUGCCCGUACACGUGUACCCGCUCACCCAACUCCGUGUGGCCUUCUCCGCCGCCCGCACUGCAAACUUCGCCCCCGGCACUCUGGAUCAGCCAAUCUCUUUCGACCUGCUGCACACCAACCUUGGCGAAAUGUUUGAUACGACCACCGGCCGUUUCACCUGUCCCGCUGCCGGUGCUUACGUUUUCAUCUUCCACAUCCUGAAGCUGGCCAUCAGUGUACCCCUGUACAUCAACCUCAUGCGCAACGAAGAGGUGAUGGUGUCUGCUUAUGCCAACGAUGGCGCUCCCGACCACGAGACCGGGAGCAAUCAUGCUGUCCUCCAGCUGUUCCAGGGCGACCAAGUGUGGCUGCGACUGCACCGUGGAGCCAUCUAUGGCAGUAGCUGGAAGUACAGCACCUUUUCUGGUUUCCUGCUGUACCAGGACUGAACAUCCAUCUCUAAAUGGGCACAAAAAGGGAGAAUGGGGCAUUUUGGAUGUUUUUUGAAAGUUACUCUGCACUUUAUUGCGCUUUCGGUUAUGCAUGGUGCAAUUGCAUGUUAGAAAGAUCAUGUUCAAUAGUAUAAAGUCAGUGUUAAAGCUAAUGUAAGCUGUUUGCUGGUGAAAGUUUACAAAGGUUUUUCUGGGUUCUUUUUAUUUAUUAUUAUUAUUAUUAUUAUUAUUAUUAUUAUUAUUAUUAUUAUUAUUAUCAUCAGUACAUUUAAAAUAUUUCUUUUUUUUUUUGUUUUUUUUGUGAGUUGAGCGCAUUUACUGUGUACUUGGAUACUCAUAACCCAAAGUAGCGGCAUUUAGUUUGCACUAAAUUGAAAUCCUAACAUUCAGAAGCAUCUUCUGGUGUCUGUUUAAUGGCCCUGUUGCUCAUCAGCUCAUUUUACAUGAGAUUGAGAGGUUUUCCAGCCAUGCAGGAGUUUGCAAAAUGGUGCUUUUCGUUUUUUUUUUUUUUUUGGGUCGCUGAAUACAUGCAUCGCUUUUCAAGAAUGGAAGAUUUAUUUUCUGGUAAUACUUGACAUGUUGAGCACUUUAAAAAAGGGACUUGGUGGCCUUUUUGGGGUGUAUGUGUGUUAAUUUGUGCAUUUGUCUGUGAAAUAUACUGUGAGUGGUGAUCACUUGAACACGGACUCUUGCUGAGAAGGUGUUUAGGCCAAAAUUGCUCCCUCUUGUGCCUGAAAUAAAAAUGUGCAGUUAA
Sinocyclocheilus rhinocerous is the source of this 3775-nucleotide messenger RNA. Its product is annotated as caprin-2-like. NCBI's taxonomy places the organism in Eukaryota, Metazoa, Chordata, Actinopteri, Cypriniformes, Cyprinidae. Gene Ontology annotation, biological process: positive regulation of canonical Wnt signaling pathway. The transcript has 21 exons. The coding region runs from base 172 to 3018 and encodes 948 amino acids. Gene Ontology annotation, molecular function: signaling receptor binding. The record is from RefSeq and is a predicted model, not a curated record. Gene Ontology annotation, cellular component: cytoplasm.